CAACCCUAAAAUCUCGCGGUGCUACCAUUCAGACAUCUUGCAUUUUACUAAAUCUGGUUUUGGAGAUUUUUCCUCAUUAAACAUAUACUUUAUCUAUAUAUAUGCUCGGUAUAAACAGGCUUCUUUUGGGGUCCUUUGAACCGAGAUUCCUCUAAGCUAACAGAUGUAAGGCGGUCGGACCGAGCCUCGCGUGCCAAUCCCGCGGAGUUUAGACGCUUUCUCACGGGCUGCUCUCGCCGUAUUGUGCGUCAUCUCCAUCGCUGCCGUUUUGUUAUUUUUCUCCAGCGAGGAAACAUGGCAACUCCCGCCGCGGUCAACCCGUCCGAGAUGGGCAGUGAGUUGCCGGGGACCGUCGCCAUGCCGGGGGCCGUUGGAGCCGGUCAGGUGAGGAUGGGAGGAGCUGUGCCAGGCCGCGGGGGGAAGAGGAGGUCAGGAGGAAUGGACUUUGACGAUGAAGACGGAGAGGGACCAAGCAAAUUCUCAAGAGAGAACCACAGUGAGAUUGAACGACGCAGGCGUAACAAAAUGACGCAGUACAUCACGGAGCUGUCAGACAUGGUCCCCACCUGUAGCGCGCUGGCCAGGAAACCUGACAAACUGACCAUCCUGCGCAUGGCUGUGUCCCAUAUGAAGUCCAUGCGGGGCACUGGCAACACGUCCACUGACGGGGCCUACAAGCCCUCCUUCCUCACCGAACAGGAACUGAAGCAUCUCAUCCUGGAGGCGGCGGACGGCUUCCUCUUUGUUGUUGCCGCGGAGACGGGCCGGGUGAUCUACGUGUCGGACUCAGUGGCGCCGGUGCUGAACCACCCCCAGGCGGAGUGGUUCGGCAGCACUCUGUACGAGCAGGUCCACCCCGACGACGUGGACAAGCUGAGGGAGCAGCUCAGCACCUCGGAGAACUCCAUGACAGGACGGAUUUUGGACCUGAAGACAGGGACAGUGAAGAAGGAGGGGCAGCAGUCCUCCAUGAGGAUGUGCAUGGGCUCCCGACGCUCCUUCAUCUGCCGCAUGAGGUGCGGUAGUGCUCCCCUGGAUCACAUCUCCCUAAACCGACUAUCUAACAUGAGGAAGAGAUACAGGAAUGGCCUUGGACCCUCAAAAGAAGGAGAGGCUCAGUACUCUGUGGUGCAUUGCACUGGCUACAUCAAAGCCUGGCCCCCUGCAGGUAUGACGAUCCAAGAAGAAGGAAAAGAGGCAGGUUGCGACUGGAAAAUAAUGAAUGGUGAGAAAGCAGAUGGGGAGAACCCCCAGCCCUGUAUUGGCUCACUGUGCACCUACCUCCCUAAGGAUCACAGGGAGAGUGCCAGUGCCCAUGCCCCACACUCAAACACUGACCCCGUGCAGAGUGGGGAGGUGGCGGGAUUCGCCCCCUCAUCCCGGGCGGAGAGAUUUUCUCCCCCCGCCAGUCAGAUCCGUGAAGACGGGCAGCCCGUCCCCGUGAGUGCCGGCACGCUGGUUCCACGGGCCCACACACCCGCCGCCAUGAUCAUCAUCCAGGGAGAGUACAGCCCUGGGCGGUGGACUUCCAUGGACGCCGGACCCGGAAGGAACGGCGAACGUGAAAUGGCACCGCCUCUGCCAUAUCCUGGUCCCCCAAACACUCGAAGCAGAGGUGGUGGGGACAGUGGCGACUCCCUGGAGGUGACCAGCUCUCCGGUCUCCAUGGACAUGAACGGCCUGUCGGUGCCCACAGAGUUCCUGUCGCGCCACAACUCAGACGGUGUCAUCACCUUCGUGGACCCGCGCUGCAUCAACGUGAUUGGCUAUCAGCCUCAGGACCUGCUGGGGAAAGACAUCCUGGAGUUCUGCCAUCCUGAGGACCAGAGUCACCUGAGAGAGAGCUUCCAGCAGGUGGUGAAGCUGAAGGGCCAGGUUCUCUCUGUCAUGUACCGCUUCAGGAUGAAGAACAGGGAGUGGAUGCUGAUCAGAACCAGCAGCUUCACCUUCCAGAAUCCCUACUCUGACGAGAUCGAGUACAUCAUCUGCACCAACACCAAUGUCAAGCAGCUGCAGCAGCAGCAGCAGGCGGAGCUGGAGGUGCACCAGAGAGACGGACUGACGGCCUACGACCUGUCCCAGGUGCCUGUGGCCGGUGUCAGCAGUGGAGUCCACGAGGCGGGGAAGAACAUCGACAAGACAGAAGUGCUGUUCUCCCAGGAGAGAGACCCCCGCUUCGCAGAGAUGUACAGCGGCAUCUCCGCUGCAGAUAAGAAGAUGAUGGUCCCCUCCUCCACAGCUGGAGGACAGCAGCUGUACUCCCAGAGCUCUCCCUUCCAGCAGGGACACUCUGGGAAGAGCUUCAGCUCCUCAGUGAUCCAUGUCCCCGGUGUCAAUGACAUACAGCCAUCAGGCUCGUCUAAUCAGAAUCUAGCUCAGAUCUCCAGACAGCUAAACCCAGGGCAGGUGGCAUGGUCAGGCAACCGCCCCCCCUUCUCUGGACAGUCCAGUAAAGCCCAGUCCAGCCCCUUUGGGAUUGGUUCUGGCCACAGCUACCAGACGGACCCCGCCUCCUACAGCCCGCUGUCGUCUCCGGCCACUUCCUCCCCGAGCGGCAACGCCUACUCAGGACUGACCAACCGCAGCACAGCUUUUGAUGUGUCGGGGGAGGGCAGUCAGAGUGGAGCUCAGUUCCAGGGCCGUCCCAGCGAGGUGUGGUCCCAGUGGCAGAACCAGCACCACAGCCAGCAGGCGGGGGAGCAGCACACACACCCCAACCCCAGCCAGACAGAGGUGUUCCAGGACAUGUUACCCAUGGCUGGAGACCCCACCCAGGGAACAGCCAACUACAACAUAGAGGACUUCGCUGACCUCGGCAUGUUCCCCCCCUUCUCUGAGUAACACCCCCUUUCCCAUCCCCACCCUCAGAACUGGACUGAUGUCUCGUCGUUGUCUCAUGUUUCUUUAUUGCUGGAUCCUGAUGUGCAGCACAGUGAAUGUCUGCGUCUCUUUUCAAACACACUUCACUUAUCAAGCCUGCAGUCUGUAUCUAUGACCAUACACAUACCUCAUCUCUGCAGGCAGGUGGGAUGCACAUCCGUCAUCCUGCAUCACUCCCUGUGUGCUGAGGAGCUCCUGCAGUCCAGAGGUCGGAACAGUAAAUAUAGCUGUACUCGUCAGAGACUAGUUUAUUACUAUUUUACUUCCUAGUUUUCAGAUUUGACAAAGCAAAAAUUCCAAAAAGAUGAUCAUGAAAUCCUUUCAGUCAGCGGUUCAUGUCUGCAAGCAUCUGCACCCAAAUGUACGAGUGUUCCAACAAAUAGCCUGCACCCACUGAUGUAGACGAGUUUCCACUGCUGUUCACAUCUGUUCGGAGUAUAUCAUGUUUUCAGGAUUCAAUAAUAACUCAAACAUUUGAAAAAACUCAUUUAUAAGUCAUUCCUCCCUUAUGCUGUGUGCUGUGCUGUCACUGACAAAGUGGUGCUGAGCAUUAACACCAUGACACUCAGAGUCCCUCAGCAUGUCACUACUGAUGAACUGAUGGUGUUCAUGUAGAGCUGACACUUGCACAGCAACUUUACAUUCCAUUUCAAAAGGCUAAAUAAAAGAAUUUAGAACUCAAGAGAAGUUGCACAAAUCUUGCUCAACUGUGUGUGAGGAAACAACAUUGGCAUACUCUGCAAAUUGAGAACUGUUCUUAAAGAGGCUCAUUCUGCUUCCCUUCCUGCAGUGUGUUCUAAAGGUUUGUGUGCAUGUUAAUGGUCUGCAAAGGCUCAAAUCCCUCAGACAGAGGGUGAAAAGAGGAGCUGCAGCACAGACAGUAUGAGAACAAUAAAGAGCUUUAGAACGUUAAAGCCUGGAGACAUGUCCCAGUAGAGACACUACAUACUGAUAUGAACCAGAAAAGAGCAGAAUAUGUCCUCUUUAAAACAAGAGCUCAAGAGAAGUACUGCAGCUCUACGCCAUGCUUAAAGAGCGGAGUAUGUGUAUCAUCACAGUAAAGUGUUUGUGUCGGCACUCUCUUUACUUCUAAGCAGGAUUGUGUUACAGUGCUAAGCUAGCAUGUUAAUACACACACAGAGACACACAUCUGACCUGCUGAGGUCAUCAGUCAUAGCUCCCAUGUCAAAUCACAUGCAUAAUGUGACAGUGUUACUGAGCGAUGUCAUCAGAGCCAAAAUCAUGUUGGAAUUCAGUCAUAAAUAACUUGUGUGCACAUACUGUAUAAAACCAACGACAGAAACAGUCAGCAGUAUCAGCCUGCUGAAAACUAAGUGCAGCCUCCCACAGACCAACAGGCCCCCCCACCUCCUCUGCUGAUGCCUGCAGUGUUUGUACAGUCAGUUUUGAUGUAUUGCCAAUCCCUGCACUCAGUGGCGUAACAAGGUUGUGAUUGGCCCCGGUGCAAAUAUUGUUCUGGGGCCCCAAUCGCCCCAAACAUAAGCACACGCACGGACAUACACAACCACUCGGAAGCGCCACAUGUAGGCUUUCAACAACAGCCUGCCCUGGCCUCAGACCACCACAGCUUGACAACGGCACAGCGAACUAAGAAGAGGAUUAAACCUGUUUCCUUGAUGUUUGUCUCUGGGGGAUGGCCCGGCAGGCCUACAUGGACCGGUUGCUAUAAUAUAGCUUUUGAUCUUGGCGUCGGGGGUCUCAAUAGCGCCAUAGAGUCCCCUAUCGGUUGGAGCCCUUGGAGGAACUGUUGGACCACCACCGGGCACAGCCAAGUCGAUAGUUAUGCCACUGCCUGCACUACAUGUUGCCACACACACACAGAUGUAUGUGAUGUUUAAGACGUUGGCCUCCACCUGCCUGCAGCCUCUUCACACCAUCGCUGCCAAACAGCAGCAGGGAAGGGGGUCUCCACCUGCUGCUGUCCUCACUCUCCACCAACCUUACUGUGUAAACUGUAUGUAGUGAUGUCCAGAACUCUAGAGAACCCAACGCCAGUAUAGAAGAUUCUGUGUAUAAAUGAAAAUCUACAUUGAAAAAUAAUAAUAAAAACUCAUUGCAGGCCGUUGCUAAGCUAAGGCUUAAAGUGCACUUCAUGAAGCUAACUGCUAAUCUCACCAGCCUGCUUUAAAGGGAAGAACCGCCAUACCGUGGGAGCGAAGCGCAGCGUCUCACCGUGAGUUUGUCCUUCAGCUGGCUACUUGACUUUAUUACUUUAUAAUCUUUUCAACUAUUAAGAGACUUAAUAAUACUUUCUAGCGGGGAGCUUUUACAGUACGGAUUGUAUAAUGUCUCUGAGUGACGGAUGGAGAACAUGAACAGACAUCAGAGCCCUUUUGCUAAAGAUCUCAGAUUGAUGUGUUUUGUAAAUAAUGUGAUUUUUAUGUCGACUCGUGUUACUUUCACACAGUACAUGUUUUUUGUGUAGGUUUUAAUGAUUGUGUGCAAUGUGAGUACAUAUUUAACUAUCGGUAUUUAGUUAGUCUGUUAAUUGUACAUUGAGUUCUAGACCUGUGUAAAUGUGACCCAAUAUUUUUGUGUAACAAAUUGUGCUUGUGACAUUAAAUUCAUAUUGGUUA
Molecule: messenger RNA, 5477 nt
Organism: Gymnodraco acuticeps
Lineage: Eukaryota; Metazoa; Chordata; Actinopteri; Perciformes; Bathydraconidae
Gene: arnt2
Product: aryl-hydrocarbon receptor nuclear translocator 2
Exons: 22
Coding region: 295-2841 (848 amino acids)
Biological process (GO): regulation of transcription by RNA polymerase II
Cellular component (GO): transcription regulator complex; nucleus; cytoplasm
Molecular function (GO): DNA-binding transcription factor activity, RNA polymerase II-specific; protein dimerization activity; RNA polymerase II cis-regulatory region sequence-specific DNA binding
Source: RefSeq, a predicted model, not a curated record